Lingula anatina is the source of this 785-nucleotide messenger RNA. RefSeq lists its product as uncharacterized. Gene Ontology annotation, biological process: protein localization to plasma membrane. Gene Ontology annotation, molecular function: protein-membrane adaptor activity; protein binding. The record is from RefSeq and is a predicted model, not a curated record. Gene Ontology annotation, cellular component: apical plasma membrane. Lineage: Eukaryota; Metazoa; Brachiopoda; Lingulata; Lingulida; Lingulidae.
CAUGUCAUCUGAUUUACACUUUACAACUUACAAAACAAUUUACCACUGGGUUUUUUUUUCUGAAAAAGUGCAUGGUUGAUUCUUGUGUCUAGACAGAAAAAAGUAUUUACAUAAAUAUUUGAUAUGUUAAAUGUACACAUAUAUCCAACAGAUAGGUGUAUUUUAUCUGACGAGGGAAGUAAGUGGAUUGAUGUUAGUGAUGUUACAUUCUUGGAGACUGCCUUUCUUAAAAGCAACAUACAGGGGAAAAAAGAGUAUUCUGAUCAUUCUUGUUAAACUGUAGAGUAAAAGUUGAUAUUUAUGGUCAGCCAGUUUUUUUCCAUCCUCAAAUUUGUUUCCAGCAAGAGGAAGCCACAGAGACUAUAGAGGCAGAAUAUGAACCCCCAGUUCACUUAGAACAGCAAGAAGAGAUGGCAGAAGAAAUACUAGAAGUGGAACCUGAGGUUAUAGCUGACACAUCAGAACAGCAAGAAGAGAUGGCAGAAGAAAUACUAGAAGUGGAACCUGAGGUUAUAGCUGACACAUCAGAACAGUGUGAGGACGUGCCACAACCCCCAGAGGAAGAAGAACUAUCUACACACUCAGAUGAGGAAUUGUCAGAAGUGGUACAAAAUGAGACAGAAGUGGCCGUCCAGGCAGAUGAGUGUGAACAGUUGCCUUCACCUCCAGAGGAAGAAGACCUGUCACCACAUUCAGAUCAGGAAUUACCAGAGCCACCAGCACCCGAGGCAGAGGUGCCUGUCCACGCAGAUGAGGUAUAUAAAUGUUGGUGGAUUUGAAAGAUG